UGCAGCAAUUUGACAUGUGUUAUUUCUACUUUCGAAUUUCCUCAGUGCAUGAAAACGAAAGGAAAUUAUGUUUCUCUGAAAUUUAUUAAGGAAGUUGUUUGAUAAAUAUAGUGUUAAACUUUUACGAAGGAGUUUAAUCGAAUUUUCACGUCUCUUUCAAGCUAUUAUUAAAGAAAAAAUUUGAAAAAGUCAUGGCACUCUUGGAGGAAGUUAAGAGCAUGCUGAGGGCAGUGCUAAUGAGCUGCAAAGAAGGGGUACCCGCUCAUGUCUUACAAAGAGAUUACAGAGACGUCACACAGGAACCACUGCCUUUCAAGAAGCUUGGUUUUCCUAAUCUGGAUGAAUUCAUUAACAGUAUUCCUGAUGUCGUUAGAGUCCGGAGAAACAAAGAGGGGGAGGUUGUUUACCAUGCUGUUGCCAAUGAAGAAACUGCUCACAUCCAGUCAUUGGUCUCAAAACAGAAGAGUAACAAGAAAAGGAAAAAACUCCAGCCUGCACAAAGAAGACCAGUCCGUAGAUCAGAACCAUAUAAGUUUUUCACCGCUGGAAGUAACUCUCGACCCCCUCCCAGAGGAAGGCCACCCCCAUGGGCCCAGAGGAUCUCCCCAGUUCGAAGUCCCCCUUGGAAGCGGCCACCUUUGCUAGGAAAAUCUCCUCUUAAUAUUCAGGUUAACAUGGGUAAUGGAAGCAGACGUCAUGUCACGGUUAACAGAGUGUUUAACGAGGCAGUAACAGCUGCCACUACAGACAAGCACAGGUCAGAAGUUGGACAUUUUGGCCAAAGAUUUGAGGUCCCUCCUAGAUUUCAGAGGCAACAGGAGGGGAAAGAAAAUGUGCCCACAGAAAACACUGACCCUGCUAAAUUUAAAUCUGUGCCAAGACCACUACAAGGACAAAGAACCAGAAAAGUGCACUUUGAGAGAGUCCCAGAUGGAGAUAAGUACAUGAAUAUUUUAAAGGACUAUGCCAUGGCCAAUGACAUCACCCUGAAGUUUGAUUCUAUCUCCACAAAAUUGGAGAAUCAUCCCGGCUUUGCGAGUUCAGUCAACAUCAAUGGGAAAACUUUUGGAAGUGGAGGUGUGUUUGAGACAAUCGCUGAGUCAGAGUAUGCAGCAGCAAGUUCUGCAGUCAGAAGUCUGGGCAUCAAGUCAUCCUCAGAACAUUCACGUGCCCUUAGUCCCCCGGCAUCUGAUGAUUCACAAGUGAAGAGGCGUGUCAAAGAAUUAAUGGAAGGAAAAACAAAUGGAAUGUGGAGUACUCGACUAGAAGUGAUAUAUAAAGAAAAAUAUAAUGAAGAACCUCCAUCGAACUUAAUGUAUCUGAUAGAGAAAUGGACAGAUGUAGUCAGAGUAGAGGAACAUCCAGAUAUUGGUAGAACUUUACUGUAUCCAGUAUCAGAAGAAGAGAGGAAAAAAAAUCUUCAAACAUGUGUCCCCAAGGCCAAAGCAUCCAAUACAGCUGGUGGUGACUCUCCACAAUCAAACACCAAGACAGCGACCACGCCUACCACCAGGCCUACCGCCACACCUUCUGCCACGCCCAAAUCAUCACCUGACAGACCACGCAGCCAACCUGCAGUGAGCCAGAAGAUCAAAGAAAUCAAAAUACCAGCAGGUGAAAAUUUACCAUUAGGGGAGAAAGUGACGGUGUAUAUGACAUUUCUGGGGGAGGAUGGGAGUGUCUGUGUUCAACAUGAGGAUAGUGCCGUAUUUCAAAUCACCAAACAAAUAGAUGCAGUGGAGAGCGGUCCUGUGCCGGAUUUAGAGGACUUGCAGCCAGGGCGCUUUGUAGCUGCUCUCUACAUCACAGAGACAGAGAAACUAUGGAGCAGGGCAGAAGUCAUAAGUAGGGAUGGGACAACAGUGGAUGUUCUUUUCAUUGAUUAUGGAAACAGUGGUUCCUGCUCCCAGAACUCCAUACGGUUUCUUACAGAGGAACUGGCUCAGUACCCAAUGCAGAUCAUCUAUUGUUAUUUACACGGAGUGGCUCCUCUAGAGGAUGCAGAUACAUGGUCAAAGGAAUUUAAAGAGAGGUUUGCAGAGAUUGUCACAGAUCAAGAGCUGAUUGCCAUAACAAGAGAUAUCUCACCUGAUGGCACACACAUUGUAGACCUGUUUUUGACCUCUGACCCCUCCACCAGCAUCAACGACAGGCUGGUCGCUGAGGGUAUCCUCAGGAAGCUGACAGAUGAAGAACAAAGUGUUGUCACCAGUGACGACGAACCUGAGGAGCUGGAGUUACCGACGGACACCAACCAGUGGGAUAUCUACGUCUCCUUCAUUAACUCUAGUACCAACUCGGUCAUGAUUCGUCUGGUCGGAGAGAAGUAUUCAGACAAACUAGAAGAGCUGGAGAAGAAGUUGGAGGAGGUUUUCCACUCUUCAGAGGAGGAUGUGGAGAUUGCAGAAGGACAGGUGUGUGUGGCCUAUGUGGAUGAGCUCUACCACCGAGUCAGGGUCAUCAAGAAGGAACCACUAAAGUAUCAAUGCUACUUUUUGGAUCAUGGCGACUCUGAUGGAUUAGUUCCUAGCCAGCUUAGUGUCCUUGACCCCAAAAUUAACAAACUUCUACCAUAUCAGGCCUUUGAAGUAUCUUUAGAUGGUUUGGAGGAAUUUGCAGAAAAUGUGACAACUUUGGAGAAACUGUUUGACAUGGCUUUGGGUAAAACUUUGGUGGCGGAGAUUACAGCAAGGGAUGAAAUUUUCUCCAUCGUGAUAUACGACACUCAAGGUGCCUCAGACGUCAACGUCAACCAAGAAAUCCUGAAAGCUGUGCAGCGUGAAGCGGAAACCUCGUUGUUGACUUCCUCUGGGAGUAAUCCGCAGUCAACGGAGUCUUCGCCACUUCCUCUACGCAAAACCACAGACAUGUCGUCAAAGACCCUUACAAGUUCUAGUCCCCAGUCUUUCUCUCCCAAACGUCUACCGCAAUCAGCUGUUACAGCAGCCACCAGUACAACCUCAGAGGUCCCUACAGUUCCCAAGUCCCAGCUGCCUUCAAAGUCAACUGAGGGAAAGGAAAACAAUGGGACUGAUUCCGGUGAAACAGAGAGUGGAGAGGGUUCAUGGGAAACAGAAGAAGAGGAGGUGAUAGAGGGAGUACCUACCGGUAAAACGUUAACAGCAUCAGGUCCGAAAUCUCCACUGCAAGCUAAACAAAAAAAGACUGAGUCCAGUCCAGCGCAAGUGACAAAACAACCGCAAACCAAACAAGUCAGCUCCCCAGUGAAAAAAUUAACAGAAAGUUUAUCUAGUCUAUCUACGCAAGAUACUGUGAUGUCUGGGGAUUCCCCAGGAGCCACUGAAGGUGGUGCCACCCAGAACCCUGAGGCACAGACUCUGUAUACCUGGAGCAGCUCAAAAAGGCCUCCAGGGGCGUCCAAGGGAAAUCCCUCUGAAAAUGACGAGAUUGCUCUUGUGAAUGUGCAAGUGUAUAAUACACGACCGGUGCCAAAGAAAUUUGAGAUUCCUCCCAAGGGAGAAUACUGUGAUGUCCACAUCAUUAAUAUAUUUGAUCCGACCAACUUUGUGUGCAUACCUUUUCAAUUUAUGAAUGAACUUGAUGAACUCAUUCGGAAAAUGAUAGAAUAUUUCAACUCUGUGGAAGAAAAAUUGUCACUAACAGGUUCCGACCUGAUGGUUGGUCAGAUGUACGCAGGAAGGAAGGAGGGGGCUUGGUAUCGAGUGAUUGUAAAAAAUGUUAUCCAAUCAAAUCACGCUUCAGUAUACAUGGUGGACUUUGGAGAGUUUAUUGUGAUGAGUAUAGAAGACAUCAGACUGCUGCCUUACUGCUUUGCUCAACUCCCACAACUAGCAAUUAAAGGGAAACUCUUUGGUAUUAAACCAGCUAAGGAUAGUAAAGUAUGGAGCGAAGCAGCCAAGUACAAGUUCCUCCAGAUGGCUCACAAUAAAAGCCUGGUGGCCUUGAGCUGUGGGACGGAGGAUGUCAUGGGUCAAGAGGUCACUUUAAUGCGAUUGGUGGAUACCAGUCAGCAAGAUCAAGACAUCUGUCUGGAUGACGAACUCUUGGAGAUGGGAGUUGCGGAAAAAAUUAGACCUUUAUCUUGAGAGAUUGUCAAAAUCAUAUGAUGAUAACUAAUCUGUUUCUCAUAAAACUGAUUGAAUCUGUAUUUCAGUUACUUUUAGUGACACUUUAAUAGGCUUCAUGCAGCAUGUGGGCAGGUGUAAUAAACAUGAAAUUGGAUCUUUUGGCAAAUUAUCCAAAAUGCUUCUCUGUUUACUGGCCUGUGUGUGUAUUUUAUUGCUGGUGUUACUGUAUAUGCCUAUUAUGAUACACUAUAUGCUAACAGUGCUAUAAUUACAUGAAGUGUCUUGAUAUAAAGGCGUAUCAAUACAAACAGUACCAGGUAUUUUAAUCUGACAGAUUUUUUUGUUGGAUUUAGAUUACUGAUCUGUACAUAGGGCUUCUUUUAUCUUAUUUUUUAAUUGUCUUUUUUUUUUAAGCUCCUCGUAUCAAAACCUAAUGUUUGUCUUAAAGAGGCUGCUUCAAAAGCACCAUUUUAUUUUUCAUUGUUUUUUGUAAUAUGGCUACAAACAAAGCUUUCUUGUAACUUCCUACCUCUCAAUUCAUGUCAGAAAUUGUCCCAAAAUUUAUGUGCAGAAAUAUUAAUCCAUAUGAUAUAUUCUUUUUUUCAAAAUGUAUAAUUGGAUAAACUAAUUUAUAUAGCUUAUAUAUUUGCUUUAUUUUUGUGUGAUAAAUUUGAGUGUCAUACCUGACAAGCAUGAAUUGAUGAUAGGUUUGAAAUUUUGCCUAAACGGUACAGUACUAGUGUAUACAUGUUCAAUAAGUUGCUCAUUUAUACACGGUGGUAGAAAUAUGCUGUAAUUUACCGUUGACAUUCUUGACCGUUAUUUUGCACUUUAUUAACCUUAGUGGGAUAGGAAACAUUGUGUUAUUGAUUGUCGAAUAAAUGCAACCUUUGUUGGAAAUUAAA
This is a messenger RNA of Magallana angulata, 4954 nucleotides long. Its product is annotated as tudor domain-containing protein 7-like. Gene Ontology annotation, biological process: spermatogenesis. The record is from RefSeq and is a predicted model, not a curated record. The transcript has 29 exons. Bases 192 to 4067 code for a protein of 1291 amino acids. NCBI's taxonomy places the organism in Eukaryota, Metazoa, Mollusca, Bivalvia, Ostreida, Ostreidae.